Messenger RNA from Amoebophrya sp. A120, 7076 nucleotides. The record is from the annotation of a GenBank genome assembly. NCBI's taxonomy places the organism in Eukaryota, Dinophyceae, Syndiniales, Amoebophryaceae.
AUGGAUUUCGCGGUGUGUUUCCCCGCGAUUGACGCGGACCUCAAGGGGCUGCUGGAGUGGAAGCACGAAAUCACCACUAUUACAGUGAAAAAUCCCCCCUCCCCAUAUCAAAACGGAAUUUCUGAUGCUGGAUUUGUGUACACAAAUCAGAUUUGUAUUGCAGAGAGGCAUUGCGGCCAGAUCCCCAGGCUAGGUAGGGGCGUCUGGGUCUAGUUGUUCAGCAUGGCAAGCGGCUUCCCUUUAGGCCCAACAGCGUGACAAAUCGAGCCCCUAAUGGGGCGGAAGCUUCUGCCCUUGUCUUCUUGCAAGACAAAUGCGAUUUGUGACCUCAAAGCAGCAACACAGAUUGCCGGAAGCAUACCGCUUCGGUAUGGGGAAGGGGGGUUUGUCCUUGCUAUAACCACCCAACUGAAAGACAAGGACACGGAGAUCGAGAAGCUGAAGACCGACCUGGAGGUAUCAAAAGGAAAAAUCCCCCCUCCCCAUAUCAAAACGAAGUUUCUAAUGCAGGAUUUGCGUACACAAAUAAGAUUUAUCUUGCUGGAGAGGAAUGCAGCCCCAUACUAAGCCUAAGUAGAGAGGUUCUGGCCUAGGCGUCUAGCAUGAGAAACGUCCGCACUGUAGGCCCAUCAGCAUCACAAACCUCCUGCACAAUGCUGCGGAGCUUGUGGAGUUGCCUUCUUGCAAGACAGACGUGAUUUGAGGUCUCAAAUCAGCAACACAAAUUUCCAGAAACAUACCUUUUCGAUAUGGGGAGGGGGGAUUUUUCUUCUUAAUAGGAGGCCGCCCAGGGUGAGAUCGAGAAGCUAAAAACCGACAUGGAGGCGCAGAAGGGGGAUGCGGCGUGCACAGAAACCUUGGACACUUUGGACAAGAGGGUGAAGGAGCUCGAGGCCAUGGACGUAAACACACUCCGAACUGACUUCGAUGUCAGAUGGGGAGAAGUCAAGCCGGUAUGUUGAUUUCUGCAACAUACAUGCUUUGUCUCUACGUAAAUCAUGCAGCGUCAUUUGGGCGUCUCACAUAGGUACCGCAACUGUAGAGAAAUCGGCAAUCAAUUUUCAUAUUGUUAACGUUGUACUAGUACUACAAACGGUGCUCCUACGUGGUAAAGAAAGAGAGAUAAAGGAGCAGAACAUCAUCCAUCAACUGAAAUGUAAAGAAACUCUAUUUUUCUUCAGGAACUGGAAAAAGUCGCGGAUUUCGUACCGAGGCUUGCGCAGCAAGACCUGAAAAUUGCAGAGGCAGAGGCCAAGUCAACUACCGCAAAGGAGAAGUGCGACGAUUUUGAGGUGCGCGUCACGAUAUCCACUGCACAUAGAUAUGUCUGGGUCUAGAAAUAUUGGAUUUGGAACUUGUGGUGCUCUCAUCUGUCAGGAGGCACACAAAGAUUUGUAAUGCAUGAGUAGAAAAAGGAAAAGCUGUCCACUGCUGGCCACGGGGACGGGACAGGAUUUUCGAGUGCAGAAUAGGCAUCCCAAAGCUGUGACAGAGCGUGUCAUGCUGGGCGUUGCAUUCCAGAACCAGAUCCUCUGGGCCACGGCCAGCAUACAUCACCUGCAUGACCAAUCUCGGCGCCCGCCUGACCUACCUUCCCUGCGUGGCAGCCAUCUCCGUCCUUUUACACAGGGAGAGGCAAAGCAUGCCGUGCUUCGUCUGUUCUUUAGCAUGACAAACUUCGGCACUUUAUUUCCAGACCCGGACAUAUUUUGUCGACUUGAUACACGAAGAUCGACAACGAGUGGGCGGCGUACCAGAAGGACGAGCGAAAGCUGCAGGACGUAAUAACCAAAUUCGACGACGGCAUAAAACGGGUCGAGGGGGUAAGUGUGGCUAAGAAAUCAUGUGUUUUACCAAUUGGCAAGGCGCUGGAAUGAAAAAGCAGCGUUUGUCGUGCUCCUGCGAUGAAAAAGCUAGAACAGGUGCUGUUAGCGUUGUUCAGGCAUAGGUGGAUAUCACCUUCUAGAGUAGUAAGUGCAGCGGUACAUUGUAUUUAUUUUUCGCUUGAGGCAGAUUUGCGUUUCGAAACGGAGAAAUGAAUCCGCACUGCAGCAACAACUGGAGAUGGAUGCGAAGUAUUCGCGGAAAUAUCAACAAAUGUGGAACGAAGUGCCAAAAGCGCUCGAGGAGAUGAACGGCAGGCACAUCGAGCAGCUCGAAAAGCAGCUGCAAACCAAUGCGGCGGAUAAGGUUCGUACACCUGGUUUCUGAAGAUGCGUCGUGACAAGUAGCAGCAUCUUUUUUCUGCCCUCUACUUUGAUCCUCUAUUGUAGGUAGUAUAAUAGGACCACCACGUGCAGAUUUAUAGUAAGUUGAUUGUAUCAGGGAACAUGUCAAAAAACGACAAAAGAAAUUUGCCUUCAGGUGGCCGAAGUGCAAAACCUCGUGAAGUACUGUCUGCAAAUUCUGAGCCGGGUGCAGAGCGAAAAAAAGAGCGAGACGGACCAGAAAAACUUACUGCUAGCAUGGCGGGAACAGUCCUGGAUAAACGCGAGGAGAAGAAUGGGCAUGGAACAGCUAAGAAAAUUCGUAUUCACUUUUUGACUCGGCUUGUUUUCCGGCGUUUUUCUAAAUGCAUGGCCAUGGCGAAGGCACUACCGCUACGUUGUAUUCUACUGUUAUUUUUCGCAUUCGCAUUAUUGAUUCCCGCUCGUCUCGGCCACAUGGGACCGGUCUAGUUAUCGUCACCCCACGUGCAAGACUUAGUUUGAGCUUGUACCUAAUAUUUACAGCUGAAGUCCCGCAUCAAGGAUCCAUUCCAGACGUGGAAGGUCCAGGCCAUGUACGAGACCACCAUAAAGCGCAUCACUGCCGAAUACACGAGAAGGAUAUCACGCGUGAUAAUUUCAUCUUACCCCUCCGAUCCGCUCUUGUGGAGUGCGAAAGUAGAGGUCAGCAGAGAAGAACUACCAGGAUGACGGAGAUAAAACCCGUCUUAAGUAUAUUUGCAUGCUGACAUAAUUGAGGUUGUUGUCUUUCUUGUAUCGAAUCAUGAUCAGCAUCGAGCAAGAAAAUAGGCGGCCCUGGUCGAUCGAACCAACGUGUCAUGCGCAGCUCUUGCCUGUCUCCUCUCUGUUGUGCCGACGUUUUUAGGACUGUCGCCGUCGCCUCCGCCUGGUGACUAUUUAUGCGAUGAUCGAGACGAGAACGAUAACGAAAGAGAUCGAGGGGAAGGUGGAAAAAAUCUUUGCACACGAUAGCUGAUUCCGGACGUGCCCAAACAGCUGGACGAGCUGGGCUUCCCGGCAAAAAUCGAAUCCUUGCAAGACCACAUCAGCAAGCUUAGCGACGAGAAGGCAGGAAAGGUACCGCUGAGGUGCUGCUUGUGGAUAGAAAAAGAUAUGAUUCUUGUUUAUUUCCUCGUGCCGAUCUGCAAUAGUAAGGUCUGUACAACACGAGGAGCACGUACGAAAGUUGUUUCACUGCGUGCCUUUGUUCCUCCUCGCAAAUGGGGCGUGCGAAAACGAAAGAUUAAGAUUUAGAUUACUAUGUACGAAAACUUUUCUAGGACGAAGUCGCGGAAGAAAUCAGCAGCACAGUAUCAAAGAUCGACGCCAAGGCGGAGGAACUGGACCAGUUACGGGAAGAAUUCGUCGACCACAAGGGGGUCACAGAAACCUUGGAGGGUGGUAUCAGCGCUGCCAAGGAAUUGGUCACCUCAGUGGAAAAGAAAGCGGGCAGUGUACAACUUUGCUUCUUCAUCGAUUUUUGCCCACUGUAGUACUAUCAACCAGCGUUUGAUGUACUAUUUGCAGAAUUCCAUAACUACUUACGCAGAUGCAGAUGCUGUCGAUGUCUGUGAAGAUGGAAGACAAACUAAAGCUUCGGAAAAAUCUAGAAGGCAGCUCGUGGAAUCAAACUCAUCCUUGCGAUGGUAAAUUCAGCAAGUUGAACGAAAAUUAUUCAAUCGACAAUGACGACGUUAUCAGGCCGAGAGCCGAGUGGAGCAGCUGAAGCAGGCAAUAGAAGCAAAUUACGCGCAAAAUACCGAAGUACAGGCAAUGGUCAAGGACGUGCUCCUGAUAUGGUAUAGAAUUACUUUGCACGGACACGGAGGGCGGGUCAUUGACAUUGAGUAUCGGAAGUGAAGGUUCUUUGCGUUGAUGAUGUCCUUCUUUUUUUAUUGCCAUCAUACAAUUUGGUUUUUUCUGGAGAAUUGUCGAAGUGAAAGUGUAUACUUGUGCCAAGGUAUUCCAUCAAGCAGCUAGAUGCGACCAAGGCCGACAAGAAAGACAUGGAGGCCUACGCCUUGGAAAGUAUAAACCGCGAAAAAGCUGUAUGGAAUGUGGAAGAUUUCAGCCCGAAGUUAUGUUCGCCCAGAUAAAAAAACAGCUCUUCUCAGAGGGCAUUCUGAAUAAAGGAAGUUGCACAAGAUUUGAACGCCGCUUGACAUGAUAGGUAAGUAAGUAGCCUCCUCGCGGCACGCCGUGUCUUAGGAGGAGAACAGUUCUUCCACCACAUACACAGAUAAUUUCAACUUCCUCGCGAACCUCAGCUCGGAAGCACAUUGAUUGUGCAAAACUUUUCAUACUGAAGACGAACAUAACUCUCGGCACUGUUUUCCUUUCGAUAGAGCAACGUCAGACAAGAAGUCAUCGAGAAGAACGAAGAAAUGAAGGGCGAACUAGGAAGCAUGCAAGGUAACAAGACGGCAAGAUUGAUUUUUCUAGCGAAUAUUUUUCACCUCUUUUGUGCUUAAACUGAAGCAGUACAACACAUGCAAAUUACGAAAUUUGGAGCUAGAAACGCAAUGAGGAGUUGUCACUGGGGCGAUGGCGAUGACAGCCUGGGUGUCCCAAGCAAAACUUCAUCGCUCCUUAUACAUUCUUCGCAACAAAUACAAAAAUCAAUGCAGGCAAUGUCGAAGAAAUUGGUCGCGGUUUUAACGAGCAGCAGGGCCAGUUUGUGAGUCUGCAGCAGAUGCUCGGAAACUUGGCGUCUUUUGUCGAAGAGCUGGUCGUAUGCAAUGCAUAUAUGUCAGGAUCGGGAAUAAACUUGUGAUACUAACAAUGCGCAAAAAAUAGAUAAGCAACCUCCGCUAGAACAAGUACGGAGCCACGCGUGACAAGUUCUUUCUGAGCGACCAUGUCGAGUAUAAAUUGCAUGAUAAGCCGCAUUUUUGGUGCCAUGCAAAGAAGUGCGCUCCUGGAGGGAAAGACGCAUGACAGCCUUUUCUCUCGUGUCAGCCACGCAUGAGGACAAUCUUCCAGACCAAGACAUAUGUGCAACUCAUAGGUCGUAAAGAUCGCAGAAAUGCAGGGUGUAGAGGUCACCGGAGGAGCGGUAUGAUUGCAAAUGAAAGAAUAAAUACAAAUGUUCUGCUUUGCAGUAGUUCAGUGACUCACUUACCUCGUACCAUACCCGCAAUUUUUGUAUAUGUUGCACAUUGCUCCUGGUUAGCCUUAGAGGUCCCAGCACUGGAUACAGCAUCGUCUUGCACUACAAUCCGGAUGCUGAAGGCGUGGUAUGUAGAGUGAGGGGAUAAGUACUACCACACUGCUGGUGGAAUAAACGUCGCUCGAAUUACUUAUCAUGAUGUUGUUUGUUGGACUUGAAAAUGAUCAGGAAAAGGAAGCGAAGUCGAUGACCAACAUGGAGGAUAUGGAGCAGUGGCUGCAUUAUGCCAAGGGCGUUGUCGACCAGAGCCUCGACAACUACCACGGCGCCAGCUCCGGCGCAACGGGAGGUAUGGGCGGCAACCUCAGUCGGGCCGGCAACAACUCCUCCCGGGGACGGCAGCCCCGACCGAAAUCCGCGGCCAGCAUGGGCAUGGACGGAGCACAGGUGUCCGGCCGAGGCCUAUCAAAAGGAAAAAUCCCCCCUCCCCAUAUUGACAAGGCACGUUUUCGAAAAUUUGCGUUGCUGAAUUGUGGCCACAAAUCGUCUCUGUGUUGCAUGAAGGCAACUCCACAGGCUCCGCCGCAUUCUACAGUCGGUUUGUCAUGCUGUUGCACCGAGAGCGCAGACGUCUGCCAUGCUAAGCGCCUAGGCCAAAGCGUGUCGACUCAGGCGUAGUAUGGGCCUGCAGUCCUCGCCAGCAAGACAAAUCGGAUUUGCGUACGCAAAUCCAGCGCCAGAAACUUCGUUUUGAUAUGGGGAGGGGGGAUUUUUCAUUCUGAUAAGGCCUCAGCACCGGCCGUAACGGGGCCGCGCCGAAGAGGCGCAUGUAAAAACAACGAGGGUCGUGGUCUUCGAUCGUCGAAAGAACCACAACAGCACGAACCUGUUUUUUACUUUGAACUUAUUUUACCAACAGUGAAGAAGAUGUUGCUUAUUGAACAGAAAAAGUCCCCCGUGUCUUUGAACACUUGAAGACUUCGGAAGAACUUUGGUCAACUGUUACGUUAGUAGAGCUCCCUAAUGUGAACAAGAAACGCACAGUUUCCAGCAAACGAGUUAAGUCAAUUUUUCCAUGAUGUAGGCAGGCAACUAGAAAGUACGAUUGAAAACGAUGAAAAACGACAAAAAAUGAACAGAAGGCACCAAGCAAUGGACGAUGCUAUUUUUCCUAUUGCUGCUCGCUACUACCUAGCGGAUGAACUCGAAUGAAUUUAAACACAUCAAGCGGCGCCAGAAUUCUGGGCUUUGUGCUUGGAAAUGAUAGAAAAAAUCGUAAACCCGCACCCACUAAGUAAAUCGAAAAAUUCUACUUGCAGGGUUUCUUCUUGGAGAACAAUAGUACCACAAACGAGGAAGGGGAUCGUUCUUCUGUGUGAUGGUCUCAGCUUUUUUCCAGCGUGCUGCGGAACGCGAUAGGUGACCACGUCGUCGGCAUUCGAUCUUGCGCACGUUUUAUCGCAUCUUUUCCUUGCAGGAGAGGCACUGCUGUCUGAAAGUUGAGCUCUGUGAAAUCAUCUCCAUGAAGAUGUGCUAGUACUAGAUCCUGAUCCUGUGCUGGCGGGGGCGUUUCGCAGAUAUUUGUCGAAUUCGUGCUAUGAACGAUUUUUCCUUCGACCCGCUUGCCGCGCAAAGAGAACAGCAUAUCGCAAGUCCUCACUGGAUUGGUCUCGCUUACAACAUUGAUUGUCAUCAGCAUCUCUCAACGUAACCGUAAGCAACUACAAGCAAGCAGAGCC